Messenger RNA from Phlebotomus argentipes, 635 nucleotides. It is a transcript of the gene PDCD-5, whose product is annotated as programmed cell death protein 5. Bases 118 to 516 code for a protein of 132 amino acids. NCBI's taxonomy places the organism in Eukaryota, Metazoa, Arthropoda, Insecta, Diptera, Psychodidae. Gene Ontology annotation, molecular function: DNA binding. Gene Ontology annotation, cellular component: cytosol; nucleus. The record is from RefSeq and is a predicted model, not a curated record. The transcript is spliced from 2 exons.
GAGUCGCGCGAUUGCAGCGCUCAAUAUGUCAAAAAGUGUUGUGUUUAGUCUCCGGUGAAUUGUCGAGGAAGUUGCUGGAAAUAUUGCAUUUUACGGAAGUUUUCGCAGAAAAUCACAAUGGCAGAUGACGAAUUAAGUGCCAUCCGUGCUCAGAGAUUGGCUGAAAUGCAGAAGCAAUAUGGAGGUCCUGAUCAGAAGCAGCAAGGAGAGGCUCAGGAGGAGCGCCGCCGGCAGGAGGAGGAUAUGAAGAAUGCCAUCCUGGCCCAGAUCAUGGAUCAGGCGGCUAGGGCGCGUCUCAACACGCUGAAACUCAGCAAACCCGAGAAGGCGCAAAUGGUGGAACAGAUGGUCGUCCGGAUGGCUCAAAUGGGCCAAAUUUCAGGCAAACUGGACGAUGGGCAGCUUGUGCAACUCCUCGAGAGUGUAAAUAAGCAAAUGCCGCGCAGCACCUCUGCUGUGAAGUUUGACCGGAGGCGCACGGCUCUGGACUCUGAUGACGAAGACUACGGACUGUAAAUCACUGAUCUUCAUCCCCAAAUUCACGCGCUUACUCGGCAAGUAAUUCACUACGCACUUCUCGCGGGAUGUUUAUUGUAAUCUGCCAGAAUGAUUAAAUUGUCACAUAAUUUUUACAA